Thlaspi arvense is the source of this 1113-nucleotide messenger RNA. NCBI's taxonomy places the organism in Eukaryota, Viridiplantae, Streptophyta, Magnoliopsida, Brassicales, Brassicaceae. The record is from the annotation of a GenBank genome assembly.
AUGAAGCAGACCAACCUUUGCUCUUCGUCCUUCGUCAUUCAUCCAUUGUCAAGCAGAGAAGAGACAGGUGAGACUUUAGACAGUCUUGGCAGCAGAGAACCAGGUGACUGUGGUGAGGCCUGCGACAAUCAGACAUACACAUGUAGCAGAGGCUUUGAAAGUCCCACUUCAUAUAUUUUUACAAUGCCUUGGACGCCAACCAGUGAAUUUCCACAUCCUUUGUCUCGUGUUAAGCAACCAGCUGGAUACAGGCUGUCAUAUCAGAUUGUUGACUCCAUGAUUUGGCUUGGAAUACGGGAUAUGAUAAAUGAUCUUAGGAAGAAGAAGUUGAAGUUAAGGCCGGUUACCUAUUUAAGUGGUUCACAAGGCUCAGAAGCAGAUGUGCCACAUGCAUACAUUUGGAGCCCUCACCUUGUUCCCAAGCCAAAAGAUUGGGGACCUAAAGUGGAUGUGGUAGGAUUUUGCUUCCUUGAUCUUGCAUCAAAUUAUGAACCUCCUCAGCAACUUGUGGACUGGCUUAAAGCUGGCCCAAAGCCUAUUUAUAUUGGAUUUGGAAGCCUUCCUGUCCAAGAGCCCCAGAAAAUGACACAAAUAAUUGUACAAGCACUAGAAAUGACUGGGCAAAGGGGAAUUAUUAACAAAGGCUGGGGCGGGCUUGGCAACUUGGCAGAACCAAAGGACUUUGUAUACUUGCUGGACAAUUGCCCUCAUGAUUGGCUUUUCUUACAAUGUGCAGCUGUGGUGCAUCACGGGGGAGCAGGAACAACAGCUGCGGGUCUUAAAGCUGCGUGCCCAACGACCAUUGUGCCUUUCUUUGGUGACCAACCCUUUUGGGGAGAGCGUGUGCAUGCCAGGGGAGUAGGUCCUCCGCCGAUACCAGUCGAAGAGUUUUCACUUCCCAAACUGGUUGAUGCAAUUCAAUUCAUGUUAGAUUCUAAGGUGAAGGAGCGUGCAGUGGAGCUUGCCAAGGCUAUGGAAAAUGAAGAUGGGGUAGCUGGAGCCGUGAAUGCUUUCUUUAAGCAACUUCCUCGCAGGAAGCCUGAGCAGAGCCAGCACCUCAACCAGCCAAUCUUUUCUCAAUACGUAAAUGUUUCGGUUGCUCCUAAGUCUUGA